This is a messenger RNA of Diospyros lotus (date-plum), 1337 nucleotides long. RefSeq names its product inactive protein RESTRICTED TEV MOVEMENT 2. Lineage: Eukaryota; Viridiplantae; Streptophyta; Magnoliopsida; Ericales; Ebenaceae. Bases 433 to 1092 code for a protein of 219 amino acids. The transcript has 2 exons. The record is from RefSeq and is a predicted model, not a curated record.
GUUUGAGGAAGCACAAGAGCUUCAUGUUUACCUAAUAAAAAAAAAAAAAAAACCAUCUUUUCGUGAGAUGCAUGAUUUUUCUUGGAUCCAAACAGAAGGUGCCUUUUCUUGGCGUUGAGAAAUUGAAUUGAAAGAUGAAAGGUGUUUGGCAGAGGAGAUGCUGCAAAGCCUGAAGAUUAAUUGCAUGAAAAUGUUAGAACCAGAAAGAGGAAUCCAGGGCAUUGCCCAUGCAAAUGGAACAUCACCCACAAGUGACAAAGAAUCUCCGAAGACUCACAAAGCGGCCAAAGAAGGCUCCAAAGUUGGGAAAUACCAACUAUUCCCUCUUCAAGAGGAAAACCCAAAAGAAACCUCUUAGCUAACACCAACAAAACCCAUUCAUUCACCUCCAUUGCCAUUGUAUAAAAGAGUGCCCUAGAAUUACAGAGCGAUAUGCCUCUGUUUUCUGGUUCAAGAGUUCGCAACUUCUUCUGGAAAAGCAAGAGAAAACCUCCAAUGGAUCAGCCCAACAACGCCGCUGCCAUGGUGCAAACUUACGAAGAUUUUGAACCUCUCUGUACUUGGCAAAGAGAGGAAGCCCAGGAGACUCUCAUUGUCCAUCUCCCUGAGUUUCGGAAGGAACAACUGAAGGUCCAUAUUAGCAAUAGGGGACUAAUGAGAAUUACCGGAGAACGUCCAAUUGAUAAAACGAGAACAAGCCGUUUCAUCAAAGAAAUCCAAAUCUCCAAUGACUGCGACCCAACUCGAAUUCAUGCCAAAUUAUCUCGCGGCCUUCUUCACAUUGGGUUGCCAAAGAAAGUUCUCCCGGCCGCGGGCCAGAAAUUGCCGGCGCCAUUAGCAAAACAAGCUCCAGAAAAGGAGCAGCCAAGAUCCAGCGGACCGCAGCAGCCGGAGCAAGGCGUUAAGAGGCCCAAGGUUGAUGACAGAGUCAGAGCCAAACACCGCAUGGAAGUUUCGGAACCGAAGCCGGGGAAGAGAAUGGUGCUGGUAAAGGCGGCGGCGGUGUUGAUUCUGCUGGCUAUUGGAGCUUAUGCAAUAUUUAAGCUUGGAACCUCAGAGGCUGGCGCUGGAGUUUGUCAGUCUUUUAGUUGAUGGAGAAGUGAUUAAGUGGAUAUAUAUAUAUAUAUAUAUAUAAGUAGAGGGAAAUCAGGCAAAUGGCCAAAGCUUAAUUAAUCAACGAUUCUAAUUGUGUUGAUCAAGAAAACUCUACUUUUGCAACGUCUUGUAUAUUGUGACCUGUGAAGACAAUUACUAAAACUGUGUGUGUCUGUGUGUUGUGUAGACAAAAAUGUUUUACAAAACGUCCUCCUGGCAUAUUUUUUUUUAGGAUGCGAUGU